Messenger RNA from Miniopterus natalensis, 6108 nucleotides. RefSeq names its product BEN domain containing 3 (gene BEND3). NCBI's taxonomy places the organism in Eukaryota, Metazoa, Chordata, Mammalia, Chiroptera, Miniopteridae. Gene Ontology annotation, biological process: negative regulation of transcription by RNA polymerase II; rDNA heterochromatin formation. The record is from RefSeq and is a predicted model, not a curated record. Gene Ontology annotation, molecular function: rDNA binding. Gene Ontology annotation, cellular component: heterochromatin.
GCCGCUCCUGACCGCCCCCUUUUCCUCCUCUUGCAAACGCGGUUCCCCACGCAGACUUUGCCCUCGCCGUAUCGUGGAAUAGAAGAUGAACUCAACUGAAUUCAGUGAAGAUGUAGAAGAAGUUCUAAAAAAUAACACUGUGAAAGUGGAGACGGAGGCUGAAGAUGCUGUCCUGGACUGCUCAGUGAAUUCCAGAUCUUCAGAGAAGCACCCUCUGGACAGCGUCUUCACCACCCUUCAGGACUCCAACAAGCGAAAGCAGCCGGGCAGCGAGGGCCAGCCAGACUCUGUCUCCAGCGUGAAGAGGCGGCGGCUGAUUCCCGAGGCGCUCCUAGCAGGCAUGAGGAACCGGGAGAAUAGCUCGCCCUGCCAGGGCAAUGGGGAGCAGGCCGGCAGGGGCAAGAACUUGGUCUCCAUGUGGCCAGGUGAGGAGGAGCCCUGCAAUGAUGUGACCACCCCCUCCUACAAGAAGCCUCUGUAUGGCAUCUCACACAAGAUCAUGGAGAAGAAGAACCCUCCUGCGGGGGAUGUGCUCAGCACGUAUGAGCUCUUGGAGAAGGCAAACCCCAGCAACAGCCCUUCACCGCUGCGGCUCCUAAACGAGACACAGAAGCGGGACAGUGGCAGUGUGGCCCCUACCACCGACGGUGACCCCAACAUCUACUUUCUGAUCCAGAAGAUGUUCUACAUGCUCAAUACGCUCUCCUCCAACAUGUCCCAGCUGCACAGCAAGGUGGACCUGCUGUCCCUGGAGGUGAGCCGCAUCAAGAAGCAGGUGAGCCCCACAGAGAUGGUGGCCAAGUUCCAGCCGCCCCCCGAGUACCAGCUGACAGCCGCAGAGCUCAAGCAGAUCGUGGACCAGAGCCUGUCGGGCGGCGACCUGGCCUGCCGCCUGCUGGUGCAGCUCUUCCCCGAGCUCUUCAGCGACGUGGACUUCUCUCGCGGCUGCAGUGCCUGUGGCUUUGCAGCCAAGCGGAAGCUGGAGUCGCUGCACCUGCAGCUCAUACGCAACUAUGUGGAGGUCUACUACCCCUCAGUGAAGGACACUGCCGUGUGGCAGGCAGAGUGCCUGCCCCAGUUGAAUGACUUCUUCAGCCGCUUCUGGGCCCAGCGGGAAAUGGAGGACAGCCAGCCGGGGGGCCAGGUCUCCAGCUUCUUUGAGGCUGAGCAGGUGGACCCCGGCCACUUCCUGGACAGCAAAGACCAGGAGGAGGCCCUGUCCUUGGAUCGGAGCAGCACCAUCGCCUCAGACCACGUGGUGGACACUCAGGACCUCACUGAGUUCCUGGACGAAGCCUCCUCGCCAGGCGAGUUUGCGGUCUUCCUUCUGCACCGGCUUUUCCCUGAGCUCUUUGACCACCGAAAGCUGGGGGAGCAGUACAGCUGUUAUGGGGAUGGCGGCAAGCAGGAGCUGGACCCGCAGCGGCUGCAGAUCAUCCGCAACUACACAGAGAUCUACUUCCCCGACAUGCAGGAGGAGGAGGCCUGGCUGCAGCAGUGUGCCCAGCGCAUCAACGAUGAGCUGGAGGGCCUGGGGCUGGAUGGGGGCAGCGAGGGCGAGCCCCCGAGGGACGACUGCUACGACUCCUCCAGCUUGCCCGACGACAUCUCCGUGGUCAAGGUGGAGGACAGCUUUGAGGGCGAGCGGCCUGGCCGGCGGUCCAAGAAGAUCUGGCUGGUGCCCAUCGACUUUGAUAAGCUGGAGAUCCCGCAGCCCGACUUCGAGGUGCCGGGCGCCGACUGCCUGCUCAGCAAGGAGCAGCUGCGCAGCAUCUAUGAGAGCAGCCUGUCCAUCGGCAACUUCGCCUCACGCCUGCUGGUGCACCUCUUCCCCGAGCUCUUCACCCACGAGAACCUGCGCAAACAGUACAACUGCAGCGGCUCCCUGGGCAAGAAGCAGCUGGACCCAUCCCGCAUCAGGCUCAUUCGCCACUAUGUGCAGCUGCUCUACCCCCGGGCCAAGAACGACCGCGUCUGGACGCUGGAGUUUGUGGGCAAACUGGACGAGCGCUGCCGGCGCCGGGACACGGAGCAGAGGCGCUCUUAUCAGCAGCAGCGCAAGGUCCACGUGCCAGGCCCCGAGUGCAGAGACCUGGCGAACUAUGCAAUCAACCCCGAGAGGUUCCGAGAGGAAUUUGAGGGGCCCCCGCUACCCCCCGAAAGAAGCAGCAAGGACUUCUGCAAGAUCCCUCUGGACGAGCUGGUGGUGCCCUCGCCCGACUUCCCGGUGCCUUCGCCGUACCUGCUGUCAGACAAGGAGGUGCGCGAGAUCGUGCAGCAGAGCCUGUCCGUGGGCAACUUCGCCGCCCGGCUCCUCGUCAGGCUCUUCCCCGAACUCUUCACCGCCGAGAACCUCCGGCUGCAGUACAACCACUCCGGGGCCUGCAACAAGAAGCAGCUGGACCCCACGCGGCUCAGGCUCAUCCGCCACUACGUGGAGGCAGUGUACCCCGUGGAGAAGAUGGAGGAGGUGUGGCAUUACGAAUGUAUCCCCAGCAUCGAUGAACGGUGCCGCCGGCCCAACAGAAAAAAAUGUGACAUCCUGAAGAAAGCCAAGAAAGUGGAGAAGUGAUGGGUACCCUGGGGCCUGGGCCUUCUUUCGGAGCACGUGUAUGGUAUCCACAGACACGCACCUUAUGUCAGUGGGAAGUGGCUUAUUACUUUUGCACACAUGAACACCCACCCAACCACAAGAAAGAAGCCUUACAUUUGGUCUCUCCUACUUCCAGCCUUUGUCCUGAGUUCCCCAGGGGUGCAGCCCCUGUGAGAGCAGAGAGGCCUCAGGAGCAGGGCUUCUCUCUCCUUGGCUGUGCCCUCCCCUCUUCUCAAUUUGAAACGCAAAUUCAGCAACUCCCUUGUUCCUCUUCCCACAUUUUACAUCUUCCAUUUUUAUCAAUUGUUUUUUAAUUAAAAGGAAACCCUUUUUAAAAGAUCAUUGGGCUCUUUGGGGGCCACUUUGCUUAGGAAAAAAAAAAUCUUUUAAAUAUUCAUGGUGAAAUACUGUUAGAAGGCUUCAGUGGCUGAGGUUUCUUUUUAAGAUGGUUUCAGGUUUAUGAAAUUUUGAGAAUGGCCAUGUUUAUGCAUGAGGGCUAAUAACAGCUUCAGGGGGCAUAGAGACUGGCCUGACUGACCUUGUCUUUUACAUCUGAUUUUGGAAGAGUCAAGAUGCCCCUUGGAUGGCAGUAGAGGGGGUGGGAUAGCGCGAUGUCCUUCCCGACCAUGGCCGCUUUCUCCCUUCUGCUGUGGUGUGAGGAAGGGGCGUACUUGUGGCCUAGCCUGUUCGUCGUUGCUGGGCCGGUAGAAUGUUGUGCUCACUCUCUGUAGACAAGAACACUGGAUGAUGAUGAUGAUGAUAUGAAUGUAGAUAGACGUGGAAACACGUUCACAAUGUCAUUUGAGCUGUGUCCUUCCACUGCCCCCUUCCCUCUCCACAUGAGGAUGCUAGUUGGAGGGGCAGACACAUUUCUUUGGAGAACAGUGUGUGUGAAUAAUUGGCUUCUUGUUUGAUGUAAGGAUGGGUCCCUUUGGACUCACCAAGAACUGUUUACUUUCUCUGUUUGUAUUUGUACGAAGCCUAGGUUCUGGGAGCUUACGGUGACUUCACCACACCUCCGUGUUGGCUCCUCCAGUCAGUAUGCAUCCUUGUUCCUCAGGGCAGGCCCAGACCCUUGGGCCCUCUUGGGGAUACCUGGUAUUGGAAGGACACAGAUCAUCUCAAGUGAGGCUCCCAUGUCCCUUUCCAGGGUCCAUGCAGAGCUUCCCCCUCAGACCCUCUAGACGGUCCUACUGUCCUGUAUCUGGCUGUUCCCUUGGCCUUGGCCUGAGAUGUUUCUUCUCUCCCCACUGGUUGGGAAGGUCAGACUGCUUCAGGCCGGUGGCAUGUUCUCCAGGAGUUCCAACCAGGAAAUUGCCCAAUAGUUAAAGUCCUUGGAAAUAAUACUUUUAUGUACCAGACUUUGGGAGCCAAAUGCCUAAGAGGGAAAGGAAACAGUCUAACUCAAACUGAAUGCAUUAUACCAGAAACCUGGAAAAAUGAGUGAAUCACACAGGGUACUCAUAAAACCCUGUGGCUUAAUAAUUGGCUACCUUAAAAUGCAGAAACAAUCUGUGAAUUGUCUUUGUACAGCUGAUAAGGACUUCAGUUCCCGUAGCUGUAUGACAGAAUUUUGCCUGCACCCAACAGGCUUUUUUAAAAUAUAUAUGACAGGAUUUUGAACAAUGUAUAUGUGCUGAUCUAACUUUAGUAAAUUUGCUUUUAAAUGCCAUUUACAGAUUAUUUCUGUUGAAACUGCAGGACUAAAUUAUUGAAAUUUAGAAGUGCACAGGGAUUUCAUGACUCUCUCACCCACCCAUACAUGCACACACACAUUUGUUAUUAAAAUGAGGUGAGAUGACGGGGACCUACAUAAACAAGUUCAACCUCUUUGUGCCUGGAAAGAAGGGACUGGAGCAACCAGGAGGCUCACUCCCCCCCACACACACACCUGGGCCUUUCUCUAUGCCUUAGUCUCCCCAACACAAAUGCAUGCAUGCACAUACACACAUGCACACGCACACGUGCACACACACGCCCUACCCAAAGAUGGCAGUGGCACUCGCCCACCAGCCCUGCUGACUGGAGGGUGCCCUGGAAUUCGUUCUGGUCUCUAGGAUGUAUCCAAGAGGAUUCCAAGCCAUGUGAAAAUUUUUCUGCUUUCUAGAGGGUGGAAUGUGACCCUGCAACUUCAGAAGCACAAUCAUUUAUUAAUAAUUUUUAAAAAUCCUAUCUACCCACGUUAAAAAAAAUCAACAGUUCUAGGUUCUAAGGAUGAAAUACAUCUCUGUAACCUAGAGCAUGUUCAGUUUUUGGAAACCAUAUUUUGGUGGUCCCAAUACCCUUCUGCAUAGGGCUUCUUCUCCCCACCCCUCCAAAUCUUAGAGUCCCGUUCAGUGAAGAGAGGUGGCCACACUCUGGGAGCUGUUUCCUGUCCCUCUGACUGUCAAUCAGGAAGCGCAAGCAGGCCCUGUGUCUCUCUGUGUGGUGUCCUCAGUUCUCCAGCCAUGCAGGUGGGCUCCAAGGGCAGUUUUUUACAUGAAGCAAUACAAGUACAAAAUACUUAUUUUUUCCAAAAUAUAAUGUUUUCCAUAAAAUCUGUUGGCAAAUCCCUUCCUUCUCUCUGUCUAAAUUUUUUUGGUUUUUACAUGUUUUUCGGAUUUUUUUUUUUAUUGCCUUGUAUCCGGAGAACUAAAGAAUUAGCACAGACACAUUCUGAUCUUAAGUAAAAUAGCAAGUCACAAUAGGUGUUAGUGCCCCUCAUUUUCUGUGUUAGUAACUUUUAAAAGAAUGUAUGAAGAUAGUCAUGAAUGUACUAAGUGUUCUAAUCCUGCUUCAGUUCACUUUGGCUGUGUCUACAUGACAACAACCAUUUGACAGGGAAUAAAGUCGUGUCUCGUGUCGUGGGCGUUAAUGUGCCCCUCCCCAUUCAGUGUCCACCCUGUACCUUCCUUUAAGUGUGUGGUGGGGGGAGGGGAAUCACAUCAGCAGCAAUCAUCACCCAACCAAUGGGAUCUACUUAGUGAUGAACGGAGUAGCUGUUUAAAUGGUAAGAGUCACUGGCUGACCAUACCACAGCGUGGCCGCCAGGUUCCUGGAGAGAUGGCCUCAGUCUCCACCUUUCCCCCAAAUGUUUGCCUCUUGCCUGAUUGAGGGGGGCUUGUCUCAAGACCCCUGAUUGGAGGUCAUUGAGCUCUCACCUGCCUGUGUAAAUAGAUGAUAUGAAGUGGGGGUGGGGGCCAAGGGGCUAUUAUUGCCAUUUGGAAAUACUUGCUUCGCGUAGAUCCAGCCUUAAUGUUUUUCUGACAUCCUAGUGAUAGCAGACCCUGCACAAAGUGGAUAUCAGAGUUAAUACUGUGAGGAGACAGAAUAAUGAGAAUAGUUUUACCAAAGAUAAUGAAAUAUCACAUAAUGUCCGCAUUUUACCAUUGAUUUGAGUGCACCCUUAGAAAACUGAAUGUAACAGAAACCCAGGACAUUUUUGGAAAUUGUAUGCUCUCUAGCAACUUUGUGUGAAUUUUUAUACAAGCACUGUUUUAUGAGUUAUAUAAAAUGUUAUAAAAAAAUAGAAAAAA